AUGCCUUUUAAAGCCUUUGAGACCUUCAAGGAAAAAUUUCUGAAACCUGGGAAGGAAGGAGUGAAGAACGCCGUGGGAGAUUCGUUGGGGAUUUUACAAAGAAAACUUGAUGGGACUAAUGAGGAAGAAGAUAACAUUGAGCUGAAUGAAGACGGACGGCCUGUGCAGGCAUCCAGGCCAAGUCCCCCAUUCUGUGACUGCCGCUGCUGUGGCAUCCCCAAGCGUUACAUCAUUGCCAUCAUGAGUGGGCUGGGCUUCUGCAUUUCCUUUGGGAUUCGGUGCAAUCUUGGAGUAGCCAUUGUGGAAAUGGUCAACAACAGCACUGUAUAUGUCAACGGAAAACCAGAAAUUCAGACGGCACAGUUUAACUGGGAUCCAGAGACAGUGGGCCUGAUCCACGGAUCUUUCUUCUGGGGCUAUAUUGUGACACAAAUUCCAGGCGGUUUCAUUUCAAACAAGUUUGCUGCUAACAGGGUCUUUGGAGCUGCCAUCUUCUUAACAUCAACUUUGAACAUGUUCAUUCCUUCUGCGGCCAGAGUGCAUUACGGAUGUGUCAUGUGUGUCAGAAUUUUGCAAGGUCUAGUGGAGGGUGUGACCUACCCCGCCUGCCACGGGAUGUGGAGUAAGUGGGCACCACCAUUGGAGAGAAGCCGGUUGGCUACAACCUCUUUUUGUGGUUCCUAUGCAGGGGCAGUGGUUGCUAUGCCCCUGGCAGGGGUGCUAGUGCAGUACAUCGGAUGGUCCUCCGUCUUUUAUAUUUAUGGGAUGUUUGGGAUCAUUUGGUACAUGUUCUGGCUGCUGCAGGCCUAUGAGUGCCCAGCAGCUCACCCAACAAUAUCCAGUGAGGAGAGGACGUAUAUAGAGACAAGCAUAGGAGAAGGAGCCAACUUGGUUAGUCUAAGUAAAUUUAAUACACCAUGGAAAAGAUUUUUCACAUCAUUGCCGGUUUAUGCCAUCAUUGUGGCAAAUUUUUGCCGAAGCUGGACCUUUUAUUUGCUUUUAAUAAGUCAGCCUGCUUAUUUUGAAGAGGUCUUUGGAUUUGCAAUAAGUAAGGUGGGUCUCUUGUCAGCAGUCCCACACAUGGUGAUGACGAUUGUUGUACCUAUCGGAGGACAACUGGCUGAUUAUUUAAGAAGCAGAAAAAUUUUGACCACAACAGCUGUCAGAAAAAUCAUGAACUGCGGAGGCUUUGGCAUGGAGGCGACCUUACUCCUGGUGGUUGGCUUUUCCCAUACCAAGGGGGUGGCUAUCUCCUUUCUGGUGCUUGCUGUAGGAUUUAGUGGCUUUGCUAUUUCAGGUUUUAAUGUCAACCACCUGGACAUUGCCCCUCGCUAUGCCAGCAUUCUUAUGGGUAUCUCAAAUGGAGUGGGGACCCUGUCUGGAAUGGUCUGUCCCCUCAUUGUUGGUGCGAUGACCAAGCACAAGACUCGUGAGGAAUGGCAGAACGUGUUCCUCAUAGCUGCCCUGGUGCACUACAGCGGUGUCAUCUUCUAUGGGGUCUUUGCUUCUGGGGAGAAACAGGAGUGGGCUGACCCUGAGAAUCUCUCUGAGGAAAAAUGUGGGAUCAUCGACCAAGAUGAAUUAGCUGAGGAGACAGAACUCAACCACGAGACUUUUGUGAGUCCUGGAAAGAAGACAUCCUAUGGAGCCACCACCCAGAAUUGUGAAAUUCAGAGGAGGGAAUGGAGGGGUCAGAGAAGAGUGACCCUUGAUGAAGAAGAGUUGACCUCCUACCAGAACGAAGGACGAGACUUCUCAGAUACAUCCUAAUGCCUGAGGGACACUUCCACCUUGUGCUCACCUUAGGACCAGAAAGUAUCCAUGCCUAUUGCUUUCCCCAUAGCUGCUCUUGCCAGAGUAUGGGCACACUGGAGGUAGGAGGGUGAGGGGAGGAGGUCGAAUCAGCAAUAGAGUGGGAUGUCAUCUUGUAAUGAUACUCAUGGGGUGGAGCUUGUGUUCAGUUGGUAAAAUAGCUGAUUACAUUUUUUUGGAUUUGCAAUUGAUUCAUCUCCCAAAGAGGAAAACUUGUUCAGAAAGAGUAAGGAAGAAAAUACUAUGUUGAUCAAAGAGACUCUGAAGGAAGUGGGAAUAUUUGUCCUGCAGGAGAGUAAACAAUAUUUGCUACCCCAUCUUAACUGUAGAGGUACAGAGGGGGCUCCCUAUUCCUAAAAACUCUGCUGCUUUUGGAGGCCCUGUGUUGUGCCAGGUGCUUUAUAAACAUUAUUAUUUGAUCUCCAUUGCCCUAUGACAUCUAUUUCUUAUCCCUAUUUUUAACUAAGGGAACUAAACCAAUACGAGAUUAAUUUGCCUAGGGUUAUUGCACCAGGGCCAAUGCUGUAGCCCCAGAAAAAUAGCAGUUUUAGAGACAAAGAUUUCAGCUCAGUAGGAAAGAUAAUUUUAAUAAAGAAAAUUGAAACUGGAAUGAGUUGUCUUGUGGAUAAUCUAUUUUUUGUCAGGUAUAGGGGAUGAAAAACAUGAGAUUGAUAUGGAGGAGAUUAUUAUUUAAACAUUGUCUAGGGGGCUGGACUCAAAGACCCCUAGGGUCUUAAGCAUUAUCUGAAAAGUCACAUGAUUUCAUGAGUUCAUAGUUUUUUUUAUAUAAUAAGAGUCAUUAUCUUAUUCAAACUGGUUUAAAAAUGUGAAGCAAGAUAGCCAAAUUUCUUGAAAUCUGAUGAUCAGAAUGGCAGAAAAGAAGUAAGCAAGGGAUUAGCUACUAAAUUUCAACUCUAUAGUUAUUCAACAAUGUUAAGGUUAACUAUCGUCCCAAAUUACUCAUAAUUACUUAUAGUAAUGACAUUUAAUAAUUUAAGAAGUAGGUUUCUGUGUUUCAUUAGGUAAAAUUUUCAAGUUUUCUGUUAAAACAUGUCUGCUCUUUCUGCUGAUGAUUAUAUUAGGAAGUAUGAUCAAAUUAUUCAAAACUAUGACUGAGGUAUACUUAAUGUCUCUAUUUGGGAUGAUAUUCAGGGAAGCUGCAAUAAUACAGCAAUAGUUAUAUAGAGAAUUAUUAGAAGGAAAAUAUCUGGGACAACUAGAUCCAUUGUUUGCACUGGAAAAUUCAUCUUCGUAAGGCAAUAAUAUGGAUACUCUCUAGAAAUAUUUCAAAAUAUAAUGUUGGCAUGUAAAAUAUUAUUUGAAAAUAAAGUUAUUUUCUGGUUAAUUUGUUUUAAAAUUUUAUUUCUACAUUUAAAAGAAAAAUUAAAUAUUGUAGAAAAAUUAUAAACUUCUAGUUUUAUCAUUGUAAAGUGCUUUUUCUAAUUUCUUCCAUUUAUAUGUUUCUGGUACCUGUUGUGACAGUGAAGUUGUGGCAUAUUUUAUAAAAAGGAUAAUCAAGAAAAAAGAAUUUCUUGACUAUGAAACAAUAUUUGGUAUAUAAUUUAUAUCAUAAGACAUCUUUAGGUCCCUUUAAUGAAUGAAUCCAUGUAAGUCCCUUAGAAUAGUUUCUGGCAUGUAGAAAGUGCUCAUUAAUAGCUCAUAAUCAGUAUAUUUGAACAAUUUGGGGGCAUUUUUCAGUUAGAAAGAAAGCAUGCUAUGCCUUUUCCAUCCAUUAGCUACAGAAUUUACUGUGAAAGUCGUGCUGUUUUCUAAGUAAAAAAAA
Molecule: messenger RNA, 3595 nt
Organism: Lepus europaeus (European hare)
Lineage: Eukaryota; Metazoa; Chordata; Mammalia; Lagomorpha; Leporidae
Gene: SLC17A8
Product: solute carrier family 17 member 8
Exons: 12
Coding region: 1-1770 (589 amino acids)
Biological process (GO): regulation of synapse structure or activity; monoatomic anion transport; transmembrane transport
Cellular component (GO): synaptic vesicle membrane; excitatory synapse
Molecular function (GO): neurotransmitter transmembrane transporter activity; L-glutamate transmembrane transporter activity
Source: RefSeq, a predicted model, not a curated record